AUGGAGGCUCUGCAACGGCGCGGGCGCCACAGCCGGUCAGUCCUGCUUUUUAUGCUCCUGGGGACGCUGUUGGGGGCCGGAGCCCGGGCCGGGCCAAUCCAUUACUCCAUCCCUGAAGAGCUGGACAAAGGCUCCUUCGUGGGCAAUAUUGCCAAAGAUCUCGGGCUGGAGACCAAGGAACUGGCAGAGCACGGAGUCCGCAUCGUCUCCAGAGGUAGGACGCAGCUCUUUGCUCUGAAUCCGCCAAACGGCAGCUUGGUCACCGCGGGCAGGAUAGACCGGGAGGAGCUCUGCGCUCAGAGCCCCCGAUGUCUGGUGAGUUUUAACAUCCUCAUUGAGGACAAACUGAAUCUUUAUCCCAUAGAAGUGGAAAUAGUGGAUAUUAAUGAUAAUACACCCAAAUUCUUAAGAGAAGAAUUAGAAGUGAAAAUUCUCGAAAGCGCAGCCCCAUCUUCUCGUUUUCCACUAGUGGAGGUCUCUGACCCCGAUGUGGGAAUGAACUCUCUUCAGGGCUUCAAGCUCAGCAAAAAUAGUCACUUCUCUGUGGAUGUACCAAGUGAAGCUGAUGGGCCCAAAUACCCAGAGCUGGUGCUGGAGCGUGCUCUGGACCGGGAGGGAGAGUCUAUUCAUCACUUGGUUCUUACUGCCAUGGAUGGUGGUGACCCUGUCCGUUCAGGCAUGGCUCGAAUUCUAGUAACUGUCCUAGACGCGAAUGACAAUGCUCCAGUGUUUACUCAGCCUGUCUACCUUGUGAGUGUUCCUGAAAAUCUGCCAAUAGGUACACCACUGUUGUCAGUAAAUGCCACCGACCAGGAUGAAGGAGUUCAUGCAGAAGUAACAUAUUCCUUUGUGAGGAUAACAGAAAAGAUCUCAAAGAUUUUCUGCUUGAAUGUUUUCACUGGAGAAAUAUCAAUUUCUGCAAAUCUAGACUAUGAGGACUCCAGCUUUUAUGAGCUGGAUGUUGAAGCCCGGGAUAGGUCAGGUCUACAAGACAGAGCAAAAGUCUUAAUAACUGUCUUGGAUGUGAAUGAUAAUGUACCAGAAGUGGUAGUCACAUCUGGAAGCAAGUCAAUUGCGGAAAGUACGCCUCCAGGAACGGUAAUCGCUCUUUUCCAAGUAUAUGAUCGUGACUCCGGACUGAAUGGCCUGGUAACAUGUUCCAUCUCAAGAAGUCUGCCAUUUGAGCUGGAAAAAUCAGUGGACAAUUAUUAUCGAUUAGUGACCAAUACAAUUCUAGAUCGAGAACAGGUAUCCCUAUACAACAUCACUGUGACAGCCACAGACAAAGGAGUGCCCCCUCUGUCUACAGAAACGUUCAUCUCUCUAAAUGUGGCAGACACUAACGACAACCCACCUUCCUUUCCCCACUCCUCCUACUUUGUCUAUGUCCCUGAGAACAACCCCAGAGGCGCCUCCAUCUUCUCUGUGACUGCCCACGACCCCGACAGCAAUGAGAAUGCCCGGGUCACCUACUCCCUGGAUGAAGACACCAUCCAGGGUGUGCCUCUGUCCUCCUAUGUCUCCAUCAACUCUGACACGGGUGUCCUGUAUGCACUGCACUCCUUCGACUAUGAGCAGUUCCAUGACUUGCAGUUGAGAGUGACUGCACAUGACAGCGGGGACCCACAACUCAGCAGCAACGUGUCACUGAGUCUGUUAGUGCUGGACCAAAACGACAAUGCGCCAGAGAUCCUGUACCCCACCAUCCCCACCGACGGCUCCACAGGCGUGGAGCUGGCACCUCGCUCCGCAGAACCUGGCUACCUGGUGACCAAGGUGGUAGCUGUGGACAGAGACUCAGGCCAGAAUGCCUGGCUGGCCUACCGCCUGCUCAAGGCGAGCGAGCCAGGGCUCUUCGUGGUGGGGCUGCACACGGGCGAGGUGCGCACUGCUCGGGCCCUGCUGGACAGAGAUGCGCUCAAGCAGAGCCUGGUGGUGGCUGUUCAGGACCACGGCCAGCCUCCUCUCUCGGCCACGGUCACGCUCACCGUGGCCGUGGCUGACAGCAUCCCAGACGUUCUGGAAGACCUGGGCAGCCUAAAGGUUCCUCACAACCCUGACGCCUCAGGCCUCACAUUGUAUCUGGUGGUGGCGGUGGCUUCGGUUUCCUGUGUCUUUCUCGCCUUUGUCAUUGUGCUGCUGGUACUUAGGCUGAAGCACUGGCACAAGUCGCGCAGGCUGCAGGCUUCCGGAAGUGGGUUGGUGGGCGUGCCCGCCUCGCACUUUGUAGGUGUGGAUGGGGUGCAGGCUUUCCUGCAGACCUAUUCCCAUGAGGUCUCACUCACCGCUGACUCAAGGAAGAGUCACCUGAUCUUCCCACAGCCCAACUAUGCGGACACGCUCAUCAGCCAGGAGAGCUGUGGGAAAAGCGAGCCUCUUUUGCUACAGGAAGAUUCAGGUUUUUGUAAAGAGGAAGACUCCCUUGUUCAGGUGAGAUUAUUGCUUUAA
Messenger RNA from Molossus molossus (Pallas's mastiff bat), 2448 nucleotides. Its product is annotated as protocadherin gamma-A6-like. NCBI's taxonomy places the organism in Eukaryota, Metazoa, Chordata, Mammalia, Chiroptera, Molossidae. Gene Ontology annotation, molecular function: calcium ion binding. The record is from RefSeq and is a predicted model, not a curated record. Bases 1 to 2448 code for a protein of 815 amino acids. The transcript has a single exon. Gene Ontology annotation, biological process: homophilic cell-cell adhesion. Gene Ontology annotation, cellular component: plasma membrane.